GAGCCGCUGUGUUGUGUGUCACGUGAGGCGUCGCUUCAGCAACAUGGCUCCAGCUCGCCCGCAGCUCCUCACCUCCGCCGUGCGUGUCCGCGCCGCGUCCGUCCGCUGACACACGCACCUGGAGACACCGGGGACCCGCGAGCGAGCUCACGCAGCUCUCCACCGCAGCAUGUGGUCGUGUUGUGGCGUUCGUGCGGUACAAAGUCAGCGAUGCGUGAGACCGGCGGUGCACCGUUAGCGCGACGCUAGCUAGGUAGCUGCACAGGCUCAGCUGUCAUCCGCUACAAGUGGUGGGAGAGGGUCAGACAGAAGAAGAGUUUAUCUCGACCCUUGAGGACCUUGAUUCCUUCCUUCAUGGAUGUCUGAGAAUCCUCAUCGGUGUGAGAGGGUGAGGACAACGCAGCUGAUCAGUGUGUAACUCUGGACAAGCAUUGGAGACUCACCAUGGAUUGGUUAAUGCACAUCGUUGAGAAAGACUUGGGGAUUGACCGACGGCAGCAAGGCCCAGGCUCCCGUCCCCGAGAGCUCGUAGCCCUCGUUCCCACGCGCUGGCUGAUGGGACUGAGGGAGAGGAGGCUCAUGCGCUGUGCUCGCUUCGACAGCAUCAAUGAGGCUGAGAUUUCCACAUACCUUCAGUGUUCCCAGGCAAAGUUGCCCCCUGGCUGGACACGAGUGUGCAUUCAGGGUCUGAGGAAAAGCAAGCUCAGCUACAGAUUGUCGAGAGACCCAUGCGAUCGACAAACGGAAUUCAUGUCGCAGGAUUCUUACGUCAAAACCAUGCAGUGUGUGUCACAGCAUAAUGUCAGGAAUCUAUGGCGUGAAUUUCAUUCCAAACUCGUGCAGCCAUAUGUAGGAGCCAAUGGACAAAUGCACGUUGCAGCUGUGGAUGCAGUACGUCAUGCUCUACAGAAGCUCUUCAACUGCACCUUUAUUUCAUCUGAGAGAGGAUCACCAUCACUUUCUCCAGCCAGAGAGAAAGAAAGCUUCUUGCCAUCCAGUUCAUCUUGCUUUUCCAAGUCCCAGUCUGACCAUCUGUGUCCAAAUGUUCUGCCUGCUGAGUGUCUGCUGGAGACGCCGGAGAUGUUGUAUGUAAUCCUACCAUAUACUCAGUAUUCACUCCAAGAUAUUGUCUCCUUCAGCCCAGCCAAGCUCGCUAACAGCCAUGCCAAAGUGUUGUUCAUCCUCUACCAGCUAAUAAUAGCUCUGCAGGCAUGUCAUGCAGCAGGUCUGUCUUGUGGAGAGCUCUCUCUGCUGGACAUAGCAGUAGAUGAGCAGCUCUGCAGCCGCCUCAAGCUCAACCUCGCUCAUUAUGAGGAACUGGGGAGGGAUGGGGAUGCAAACAGUAAUGCUUCUGGCAGACAAGUGCCAAAAAGUGUCCUUCCAAGGGACCGUGUAUGUUUGAGCCGAGAGAACAAAAGACUUUGCAGAGACUGCUUUGAUGAGCUCAAGACGUUGGUUCUGGACUGGGUUCACGGCAGAGUCAGUAACUUCCGCUACUUGAUGGAACUGAACCGGUUGGCAGGACGGCGAGAAGGAGACCCUAACUAUCACCCGGUGCUGCCAUGGGUGGUGGAUUUUACUGUGCCAUUGGGAAAAUUCCGGGACCUCAGGAGGUCAAAGUUCAGGCUCAAUAAGGGGGAUAAACAGCUGGACUUCACAUAUGAGAUGACCAAAGAGGCUUUGGCAGCUGCAGCAGCUAGUGGGGUUGGUGUAGGCGGUGUUGGUGGGGACCUCAGUGGCUCAGUAGGUGCUGGUGGUGUUGGACAGUCUGACCACCUCCAUGUACCUCAUCACAUAUCUGAUGUGCUCUCAGACAUCACCUACUAUGUCUACAAAGCCCGGCAGACACCCAAGUCAGUGUUAUGCAGCCAUGUUAGAUCUCAGUGGGAGCCUAAUGAAUACCCAGCCAGUAUGGAGCGCAUGCAGAGCUGGACCCCUGAUGAGUGCAUUCCAGAGUUCUACACAGAUCCCACCAUUUUCCGCUCUAUCCACCCUGACAUGCCAGACCUGGAUGUGCCUUCUUGGUGCAAGUCUUGUGAGGAGUUUGUCCAGGUCCACCGGCGCCUUCUGGAGAGCAGAGAGGUGUCCCAGCAUUUGCAUCACUGGAUCGACCUCACAUUUGGCUUUAAGCUGUCUGGUAAAGAAGCUGUAAAAGCCAAGAAUGUGUGCCUGCACCUAGUGGACAACCACACCAAUCUGACUACCUACGGAGUAGUUCAACUGUUUGACCAGCCCCACCCUCCCCGCUUAUCUCCCUCACAAUACGCCCCAGCAGAACCUCCUCUCCUUGGCCUUGCUGCUCUUAAUGUGCCUUCUCUACACAUCCCUCAAUUCAACGCCAUUGCUGACAGUGUGGAUGGAAUGGUGCCAGAGUCCACAGGGUGCGAGUCCAGUGGCUGGACCAUGGUAGACAGAGAUGAUGAGCUUGAACAAGGUACAGAAGCUCUGGACUCAUUAGCGUCCGCUGGCUUAUCUGGUUCUGCAUCCUGCUCUGUGCCAGUGCCAAGUGUCAGCACAGCGGGAGGUAAAAUGGGAGGAGAGCACACAGCACUUAUUGUAUCUCAGUCCCCAUGUUCAUUCCCUGGUGAUUUCCCUGCUUUACGCAGUGCCAUGUUACAAAGAGGUGGGACAGUGAACAAGAAACAUGGGGAGGGAAGUGUAACUGCCUCUGCAGAGGAAAUCAAGAUCACCCUCCCUGAAGGCUUCAACCCAUUGCAGCCUUUGGAAGAGUUGGAGAAGUUGAACAAUUUCCUGGUGAGGAGUCUCCACGCUGAAGUACAGCAUCCUGCAAGAUCGAGUGAGUGCACAAGAAACUGUGUGAUAGUUGAAUCUCUAACCUCCCUCACACAGCUCUACCAAAGAGACAUGCAGGCCCUGGGUGUUCUCAUCGCUGAGAUAUUCUUCUCCUUUAAACUGAGAGGACUGAAACCAGGCACCCCCCUCAGACGGCGUUUCCAAGCUGUUAUGAAACUAUGCUCGGCCAGCCUCCGGGAUGUGCCACUGUCUUUGCACCAGGCUCUGGAGACACUGCUGCUAAUAGAGAAGCACUCUGGAAUAGCACAUAGAGAAGUACCAGAUUGUCCACAUCCACUCCUCUUCAAAUAUGAACCCAUCUGUGGUGGUCUCCCUCCUCCAAACCCCUGCCAGUUACUGAGCUCAGUCAUCACCCCUUUUCCAUUUCCCUCCUAUUUUUCCGCACUUCAUGAUUUUAUCUUUUCCUACCACACUAAGGUGGAGUUGACAUGUAGCACUCAAGGAAGAGAUGUUGUCUUUCACCUGUGGCAGCAGCUUGAGACUCUGUUACGUGGUAACAUCACAGCUGAGGGUCUUGAGAUUCUCUUGCCUUUCAUUCUAGCCCUCAUGCUUGAGGAGUCCACAGCUGUCUACGCCGCUUGGUACCUUUUUGAGCCCAUCUCUAGAGUACUGGGUCCCAGAAACGCAAACAAGUAUUUACUGAAGCCACUGAUCAACGUAUAUGAAAACCCUCAUUGCCUGCGAGGACGUUUCUAUCUCUACACUGACUGUUUCAUUCUGCAGCUGAUUGUGAGGCUCGGCCUGCAGGCCUUUCUGUCCAGCCUCCUUCCCCAUGUGUUGCAGGUCAUGACUGGCUUUGAAAGCUGCGUCUCAGGCUCUGGUGGGGAAGCGUGUAAAGGCCUGAGGACUGGCACAUGUAAUCUAGGAGAGGAAGAGGAAGAAGACUUUCAGUGUGGUGAGGUGCGGUCAUCGUCUGGAUCUGUUAGCGGGAAUAUGGGGGGCAGCAGCGGACCCAGUGGAGUUGGGGGAGGGGGGGACACAGGGAUGGUUGACUACUCCUCUGGCAUCAGUCUCAAUGACCAAGUGUUCCUCUCAGAGGCAGAGGACUUUCAGAAUGGGUUCUAUGUUAGCAGUGGAGCAGGAGUGGCUGCUGGGAAACAGCAUAGUCAGAACUCUGCCAACAAGGAUCAAGACCAGGAGUCUAUAAGUGUGGGGAAACUAAGUGACAAAAGCAGCACAAGUGAACUUUCCCUGGGUGAUGGAGACUCAAUACGGGAUCGAGCCAGUCUCAAAUCAGCUGACAGCAGCCAGGACCUGAAACAUGCGAGUGAGGGAGAAGAGGGAGGAGAGAUGGAGGAAGAGGAGGUGACCGAGACUAAUGAGUCUCGGUCACCCAACCCGGAGCACACUCACUCUGGUUGUACAGAAGCCUCGGGAGCCACAGUUGUUACUCUGGAGGGUGAGUUUGUUAAUGGAAUGGCACUGGAAGAGACAGAGAAAGGCAUUGUGGGAGAGCAGGAGGAGGACGACCAAGAUCCAGCCGAAGACUCUGAGGAGAAGGAGCAAAAGAUUCUUCUAGACACAAUCUGCAAAACAGUUCGAUGGCUCUCAGCGAAGCUCGGACCAACAGUGACGUCUCGAUACGUAGCCAGAAAUUUGCUGCGAUUGCUCACCAGUUGUUACAUCGGGCCCGAGAACCACCAGUUUGUGGCCCCUGCAUCCGAGGAGAGCGAUCUGGACAGUGUAGGAAUGGGCAGCGUGUAUGAGAAGAAGCCUGUGGUCGGUGAUCAGACAGCAGGACCUGUGUUAGACUGUCUUAUCUACAUAGCUCAACUCUAUGGCGAGCCUCUACUGACCUAUCAGUACCUGCCUUAUAUAGGAUAUCUGGUGUCUCCGCCGUCUUCGCAGCGUCUUAACACACGUAAGGAAGCAAGUCUGCUGGGAGCUGUUGCACUAACACAGAAGAUCAUUGUCUUUCUCUCUGAUACCACUCUGAUGGACAUGCUUAUGAAGAUCAAUCAGGAUGUGCUUCUGCCACUGCUGGACCUGCUCACCACCCCCAGUAUGGGGUUCCCCAGCGGGGUGCAGACACGCACUGCCGUCUGUCUCAAGACGCUCAGCCUCAUGGCUCUUAUCUGUCUGCGCAUUGGGAGGGAAAUGGUGCAACAGCACAUGGCUGACACUCUGCGUCGCUUCUUCGCAGUUUUCUCUCUGCUGCGUUGUCUGCAGCCCCAGCUGGACAGCGCCCCUCGCAGGAUUGUGGGAGAAGUCACGGUGGUGGAUGUUUGUACCCCUGAAGGGUCAAACGUGACAUAUGAGUUGGGGGUCUUGGAAGAGCUGCAGACUGUAUUUAAUCCUGAGAUGGCCCACGCCUCCUACAUCCCCUUCUACUGUCUCAUAGGUGACAUGGCAAUUCGUAAACUGGUUCCCAACCACGAGCUGGUCUGGCAGUUGGCUCAGUCUUACCAUCAGAGUGUGAGCCAGGGGACUCCAGAGACGAUCCCCACAGCAAUGUCCAGGGCGGAGCUGCCUCCAUCCUCCAUGGGGCUUUCUUCCGGUUUCGGCAGGCGGGUCGGGUGCAGCCCCUUUCCUGCACCCUCAAGUAGCUCCACCCCGCUGGGAGACUCCAUCCCUGAGUCAGGAACGUUUGGGAGCCACCUGGUCGGAAACCGCAUCCAAGUGCCCCGAGACGCUGAGUAUGGCGGUAGUCCCAACCUGGGCUUGGCCAACUCUUGGGGACGCACCAGCCAUACCACUCCGAUCGUCACCACUUCCUCCACUUUCACCACUCCAUCUGUUGGGACAUUAGCUCCCUUUUCCAAUGUCUGGGCGACAGGCUCCAGCCUGGAGGAAAGUGCCCUGAAGCAAGAACUCCCUCGCAGUGGCCGCUCCCUGCAGGGCAACUGGCUGGCCUACUGGCAGUAUGAGAUCGGUCUCAACGUACAGGAUCCACAUUUCCACUUCCACCAGAUCAGACUGCAGAGCUUCCUGGGUCACUCGGGCACCACAAAGUGUUUGGCACCGCUGGCAGGAGAGGAUUACUUUCUUUCUGGUAGUAAAGACAAGACUGUAAAGCUUUGGCCUCUUUAUAACCAUGGUGAUGGGACACAGGAAGUGGAGCCUCGGCUAACUUACAGCGACCAUCGAAAGUCAGUCUUCUAUGUUGGACAGCUCGAGGCUUCUCAGGAGGUAGUCAGCUGUGAUGGCACCGUGCACCUGUGGGACCAGUUUACAGGCAAGCAGAUCCGCUCAUAUGAAGCCGUGGACGGAAAGAAUCCCAUUACAGCUGUCACUACGAUGCCAGCUCCACACUGCAGUGUCGUGUUUGGGAGUGCGGAUUCUGUUCUCCGCUUCAUUGAUCCACGCAAACCAGGAUUGCAGCAUGAAUUCCGUCUGGCAUACAGCAAUUUGAGUGCUGGGCUCAUCCGCUACCUGGCAGUGAGCCCUUCAGGGCGCACAGUGGCUGCAGGUUUCUCAUCUGGCUUCAUUGUUCUGCUAGACGCACGCACCGGGCUGAUUCUGAAGGGCUGGCCAGCUCAUGAGGGAGAUAUUCUCCAAAUGAGGGCUGCUGAGGGAAACUUGGUCAUCACUUCCUCCACCGACUACACACUUACUGUGUGGAAAGACCUGGAAAACAAGCCUAUACGCCAGUACAAGUCGCAGUCUGACCCUAUCCAUGCCUUUGACCUUUACGGUUCGGAGAUUGUAACCGGAACUGUGGCUAACAAGAUUGGGGUGUACUCCAUGGCCGACAUCUCCCUGAGUCCCGUCAGCAGCACAAAGCUGAGCUCGGAGAACUUCCGUGGAACUCUGACCAGCCUGGCCGUCCUGCCCACCAAGAGGCUUCUGCUGCUGGGCUCUGAGAACGGCGCCAUUCGCUUAUUGGCUUAAAUCUGUGGUUCCCAGCUACACUUAACACUCGUACUGCUGACCUUUUUAAAGCUAAUUUACAAAGACAGCUGGUGUCAGAAGUCUCUCUGUCCCUUCUCCUGUGCUUGAGGUCAGUUGUAAUGAUUAAGAUGGAUGUCACAUUCUCUAAAUAGCUCUUUGAACAAAGCAGCACCAGUAGUGGCGUUUCUAUAAGCUUCACGACUACUGAAACUCGCCUCCCUGGCUGUUGGCACUGCAUUUAAUGGCCACACCAUUGACAUUGAUCAUGUACAGUAAAUCCCAUGAUUUUUUAACAAGCCCGUAGAUGUAUAAAACGUAUAUAAUGGGAAACUCUUGACAAGGUCAAUUCUUCUUUUGACUUGGUCAACUAUUCUGUUCAAAGGAAUGAAUCAGAAGCUCAGGAAGGUGGAACCAAACCUGGUUCUUAUAUAGUGUUUACACUUUCCAAAUAGAUGCAUAACAACACCAAAAAUACAUCGACCUCGCUUUUCAUUUCCCUUGACGUCAGAAUACAUGCGUAUCCAAAUGCACUGAUUAAACUAUGCAGUAUUUGUGAAUCAAGUCAUUUUUUUGUGUGUCAGCGUUUCUCCAUUUUCCAUGAGAGUUUUUUCAGAGUAGGUUGUUUGUGUGCUUGCUGUUUCGACGGCGUCAUCGCAGAGUGGCGACACUUCAGCUGUUGUCGCUCACUCAAGUCAGUUACCAACGCACAGCCUUUAUUCUACUGCACAUGUAUGGCCUGAAUUGUAACAUUUAGAUUCUCACUCAGAUUUUAAAGAAUGAAUGUUUUUAUCCACUAAUAAAUUACUUGAAGUUGCUUUGGAAUUUUCUAAACCGUGUUUAGGGGGUUCUUGAUUUAGCAGUUAGCACCAGUAGCAACAUUAGACUGAGAGGGAAUCUCGGCAGAUGCCAUUUGGACUGGGUGCACCAGUUUGUAGACUCACAACUUUCUAACUUCUCACUACAACAGCUGACAUAGUCGAUGCCAAGAUACACAGUUUGUAUUUUAACAUUUAUAUGUAACUGCACAUGAACGUGUUGAGAAAAGUUAUUCGUCAAUAAAAAAUGUGGUUCAAUUUGCUACUUGUAAUACAAAUGAAUGUACAGUAGAGAUUUAUGUUCCUUAAAUCAAGCACAGUUUUCAUAAAACCCAUAAUGAAUCUACACAGGAUUUCAAAGCCCAGUAUUAUCCAACAAUCAAAGCUUUGCUCUUUGUAUGAUUUCCCUACUGUUAUGUUGUAAAACACAUUCUGCCUACUUUUCAAAUGAUUUGCCCAAAGUCCAAAAUGCUUUGACAAGUGUACUACACUUUUUGAUAUUUUGUGUUUUUUGUAAACCUGGAGUGAAAAGCUCAAUCGUGAAACAAUCAAUCUGAUUUCAAAAGUAAAGUUUGUAGUCGCACGAACAAUGUUGUUACAACAGAUCCAGGACUUCUGUGAACAUUUUAGGAGAAAUGCUUAUUUAUUAACUGGUUUAAUAAAAAUUACUACCAUGUU
Hippoglossus stenolepis (Pacific halibut) is the source of this 8138-nucleotide messenger RNA. RefSeq names its product WD repeat domain 81 (gene wdr81). Gene Ontology annotation, cellular component: mitochondrion. Gene Ontology annotation, biological process: aggrephagy. The record is from RefSeq and is a predicted model, not a curated record. NCBI's taxonomy places the organism in Eukaryota, Metazoa, Chordata, Actinopteri, Pleuronectiformes, Pleuronectidae. The transcript has 12 exons. The coding region runs from base 445 to 6645 and encodes 2066 amino acids. Gene Ontology annotation, molecular function: protein binding; phosphatidylinositol 3-kinase regulator activity.